This is a messenger RNA of Helianthus annuus (common sunflower), 2788 nucleotides long. RefSeq names its product nuclear pore complex protein NUP88. Gene Ontology annotation, cellular component: nuclear pore. Gene Ontology annotation, biological process: mRNA export from nucleus; protein import into nucleus; ribosomal large subunit export from nucleus. Bases 155 to 2608 code for a protein of 817 amino acids. NCBI's taxonomy places the organism in Eukaryota, Viridiplantae, Streptophyta, Magnoliopsida, Asterales, Asteraceae. The transcript is spliced from 9 exons. The record is from RefSeq and is a predicted model, not a curated record. Gene Ontology annotation, molecular function: structural constituent of nuclear pore.
CAACCAAACCCGAUUGAUACCAAGAGCCAAAACGGUUCGAGGAUUAUCCAAUAAUCCCGCAGUUCACAGUUUAAGCUACAAAAAAAGGAGGGAUUUGAACUUCACCGACGUAACCUAACCGAGCGUCUGUGUGAGAGAGAGAUUCCGGCGAAGAAUGAGGUUUAAUUUCGAUAUACCGGAACCAAACACCAAAGAAGCCCUAACACCACCGUCACACUCAAACUCACACUCACAGUCACUGUCACGGUCGCCGUCAUCCGCUACUCCGGCCAACGAUGAGGUCGAAUGGCUUCCUCUUCAGAACCACCCGAUUUUCUCCACUCCAACGGCGGCGAAUGAUGCUCCGAGGAACCGGAAUCUGAUGGCUUGGGACGGUGCUUCUCGCCUCUACUACUGGGACUUAAAUACGCAAUCGCUUCAUCGUAUUUCUCUCCGGUUCGGUGAACCGGAUCCGACUUCAGUCCUCGCUGCUUCCCCUUCAAAGGUGUUGCGAACUGAUGUGGAGCUCAAUUUCGUGGUAGGUAGAAUUACUAUCAACAGACAUGGGUCGGCUUUACUUUUAGAAGGAUCGAAUGGGUUAUGUGUUAUGUACCUGUAUGGGCGUUCUUCGUCAAAAGAUAGUGCUGUUAUAUGCAGGACAGUAUUCGUCGGCUCAGAUCUCUACCUCAACACGAACAAUGCCAUACGGACUUUAAAAGUAUCAUGGCACCCUUAUAGUGAUACUCAUCUUGGAAUUCUGUCUUCGGAUUCGGUUUUCAGGCUUUAUGAUCUGUCCUCUGCUAUUGAGCAACCAGAGCAAGAGUAUUACUUACAGCCAGUUGUACGUGGUAGAUCAAGGAAUGCUUCAUCAAUAUGCCCUGUUGACUUUUCUUUUGGUGGCGAUCAUUUGUGGGAUCGAUUUAGCGUUUUUGUUUUGUUUAGUGAUGGUGCGAUUUACAUCCUUUGUCCGGUUGUUCCUUUUGGGAGUGUGUACAAAUGGGAGUCUGUAUUGGAGAUAUAUAGUGAUGCUCAGACAUUCGGACUAAAAUCUGGUAGCGCAAAAGCCGUUGGUAAUGCCACUCUGGCAGUUUCUUGGUUAGAAGCCACGUUUCCCGAGUUGGCUAGACAAGCAGCGGAAGGUGGGACCCAACCUGCUCUAAAAUCCCAUCCUUAUGCUCCAUUUGAUGCAUCAGUUUCGUUACAGGGGCCUCUUCAUAAAGUUUACCAUGGAAACGAAGAAGAUUCUGAGUUCAAAGUUACCGAGUGUGACGGCCGAGCUGUCAGUUUUCUCUACAAGGCUGUAAGCAAAGAUUCCGUUCUCGUUACAGUUUGGAGUGGUGGACAGUUACAGAUAGAUGCAUUAGCUGAUGAAAUACAGCCCGUUUGGAUGGUGGGUAACCAUCCCCGUAUUUCUGUCGAUUUGCAAAAACGAGUCGUUGGUUUCGCCAUGAUUUGCGAAACACAUUCCAAUGAGGAAUCCGUUGUGUCAUUUGAACAAUCGUCUGAUAAAAAUAUUUGGUUGGGUCACUCACCGCCAUUGUUAAAGUUGGGUACUGUUGAUUUAGCCCUACCUGGAAAAACGGAUACUGGUUCUGUAAUAUCAUUGUUUAACGAUCCACUUAUUCCCGAGCGAAUAUAUUGUGUUCAUGAUGGAGGUGUGGAUUCAAUAGUGUUGCAUUUUCUUCCCUUCACUAAUCAGAAAAACGGGAUAGAUGAUGACAUGAGACCGCCAACUGUACAGUCGGUUCUUAACACGUGCCAGGUGGAAUCCUCGGUGUCUUCGUUAUAUGGUUUUGUGGCAUUGGCAGAUUCGUUUGGAUCUUGUUGGAUUGUGGGGCUCACGUCUGGUUUUGAAUGUAUUGUGCUCGGAAUGGAAAGUUGGAAUCUUUUGCUUCCUGCUCGUGCUGAUAAAGAAAAGAAAUUCGAAAGUUUGGAAGAAAAUACGGUUACCGGAGAUGCUACUAUUAUAAGUAAAGAAUUACUCGCGGGCCCGAAAGUGGUUAUUGUGCCACCUACUUCACCGAACCCUGUUGCUGCUGACUCUAUUGAAGGGAGGUCUACGCUACAUCAGUACUUCAAGCUUUUUCAUGAGAACUAUGUUGAGUAUGCACAUAAGGUUUACUUUGAGCUCAAACACCAUGGACCGCAACUAAAGAAAAUAAUUGAUGAACAACAUGCUCGGUUACGUGAGGCACAACAAAAGCUAGCGAAAGUAGAAGAGAAACAAGAAAAUUUGGAAAACCGAAUAGAUCGCGUAAUUCAGACUCAUGGUUUGUUAGAAGAACGGUUGUUAAACCUAAGAAACCUACCGGGAAUCCACAAGAAACCGUUGUCGAAAGCAGAGCGAGAGUUCAAGAUGGAGCUUGACAAGUUUAGAGGAGUGGAAAUAGAUGCGUUACACACAACCAUAGAAGCUAUAAAUGGUCGAAUAAAAAGAUAUUCAUCUUCUCCACAAAGCAAAAGACCGAAUCAAAGAAGGCUGAUUGCAGGGCGGAGAAUGAGUAAUGCUGAAGAUGAGAUGGCCCACCUCAAAUCGUCAAUUGCUAAGCUUUCUUUAGUCAACAGUGAGAACACCAAAAAAGUCAAACUUGUGGAUUCAGCUUUGAGAAACCGUGAAAGCUCAAGUUGAUGAAAGGUAACUUAUUACAAACUUGUUAGAAAUCAAGAAUUAUGUUAUCACUAGCUUUUGGUUGGUUGAAAUGCUUUGACUUUUGCGUUGACAUUUUGGUUUUGAGUUGAUCAUACACCUGCAAAAGUGCCUAGCGAAUGCCCUUAAAGAAAUUUGAAGAAAAUGUUAUGUUUGAAGUAU